UUUGAAUGAGGGUGGAGGAGGACGGGGCGUUUACUCACCUGCGUGCACAGGGACACAGGUGGCAGAGAACAAGAAAGGCAGUCAGAAAAAAAAGUUAAAAGUAAUAAGAAAUAACGGAUAUCAGCUGCAUUAACGGAGGGCGCUUAAAAAGGUAGAGAUAACUGUGACCCAUCGGAUUACUAUGCGAUGGAGUGGAGAGAGAACUCCGAUGUCAGCUGUGAUUUGGCUUACACUGAAGCUCAGCGUUGGGUGGAGGAGAUCACAAGAAAACAGUUUGGAUGUAAUGAUUUUCGAUCUGCACUGGAAAAUGGAGUCUUGCUGUGCGAUUUGAUCAACAAGAUUAAACCUGGGAUUAUAAAGAAGGUAAAUAGAUUGUCUACACCAAUUGCUGGCUUGGACAACAUUAAUGUGUUCUUGAAGGCUUGUGGGAGGCUAGGCUUGAAAGAAGCUCAGUUGUUUCAUCCCGGAGAUCUACAGGAUUUAUCGAGCCGUGUUACUGUAAAGCGUGAAGAGACAAGCAGGAGGCUAAAAAAUGUUUUGAUCACAAUAUAUUGGCUAGGUCGAAAAGCACAGACUGAUGCUGUUUAUAAUGGACCUUUCCUAAAUUUAAAAGCUUUUGAGGGAUUAUUGGGAACAGCUUUAUCAAAGGCUCUUGAAGAUUGUGGCAGUUUGAAACGCAGUGGCAGAGACAGUGGGUACGCUGAUAGUUGGUACACAGACAGAGGGGAGCUGCUAUCCCUUCCAGCCAGUCACAGAAGAGACGAUUCUUUAGAUAGUUUGGACUCGGUGGGAUCAAGGUCGGCGAGUAUUUCUUCAGGCGCAACUUUGAAAGGCAGCAGUGAGGGUUGUGGGAGUGACCUGUCUGAGUCCGACUCGCCAUUCAGGAUGACAGAAAACAAGGACAGCAUGUCAUAUCGCCGGAUUGCUGUGGUAGAACCAAAAAGCUCUACGCAAUUUAACCAGUUUCUACCCAGUAAAAGCAGCCAGUCGGGAUAUGUACCAGCCCCACUGAGAAAAAAACGGGUUGAUAGGAAUGAAGACAACAGGAGGAGCUGGGCGAGUCCCAUGUUCACAGAAUCUGAUGGGUCCUUUUCAAGUGGAGAAGAGUUGGGUCCUGGGCACACCUCUCAGAAUGGGCAAACUUCCCGUGACUACCCUCUCCCAGAAAACCAACAGGCAGCGUACCAGUAUGAAAGCGGGAGUGACUCCGAGGCUGAAGCCAGGCAGCCAGAUGUAGUCUUGGACGAUUUGGCGAGCCGCAGGUUCCAAAUGAACAGAUCUGUGAGCCCUGCAAACUAUGCAAAGCCUUUGCACAUGUCAGACGCUGGCUGUCCAAGGUCCGGCCCACUGUGGUUGGGCUUUUCUUCUGCGACACUUGACCAAGAAGUGGGGUCUACAAGUAGCCUUCGGCAGUGUGGUGGCUCCAAGGUGGAAAGUGGCACACCAGCCACAGGCCCGUUCCCCUUGAAUGACACCUGCAGUUACUCAGAGGAGGAAGAUGACAACAGUAGCCCCGAUGUCUGCAAGGAUGACUUGUAUGCACGCAAAGUGGGCGUGGUACUGCUGCCGACAGCAAAUGUGCCUUAUGAUAAGUAUCUUCCUAAAUAUUGGACCCCUGAGGAAGACCAGCACGUACAGAAGAUCAAAGUGGGAUCUCAGCGCAGACCAUGGUACAGGAAGUUCCAAGGUUUCAGAAAGUGGCAAUCCGAUUCAGAGGAAGAGGAUUCUGAUUGCGAAGGCAAUCCUUUCAGUGCUUCCUCUCCGGUUAGCGAGCAGCGGAAGCUAGAGACUACCAUGCAUCUUGGUAACCUGCAGAGAUCUGAGGCUGCAGGGCCCAUACCCUGUGAAAGCACGUCUGAUGUCAGUCGUACAAGAGAUCAGCAAAGUCCAUGCACUUUAGAUCAUGACUCGAAUGAUUUAGAAUUAGUGGAGCCCCCUGUCAGUAUGCCCAGAGUUGAUGCCGCUGCUGGUCGCAGAAUCAUAAAGUGUGAAAGAAGCUCUUUUCUAAGCCCUCUCAACCAGCAAGAUGGUAAAGAUGCCCAGGAGGGCUUGCUUCCAGAUCUGGAAAACGAUGACAUGUUCACCCGCAGGACAGGCUCCUUCCACAGCAACGUGGACCUGAUGCGUUACGAAACCAAAGGCAGGCAAAGCGCUGAGCUCCCACCGGAGCCCGAUGUCAAGAUUGUCACUCAGCCCAGGCGGGGUGAGCCUGUGGUACCAGAUAUUGAGAGAGAUGAUAUGGUCUUCCGUAAAGUCAACUUCAACUCUCAGAAAAAGGUCCGUUCCCCAUCGGGGGCACCUCAUGUGUACCACCCUGUCCCCAUUCCAGAACCUUGGACCCUGCCUGCCAAUCUCCAAUCAAAACUGCUUUGCCAACCAAAUCCACCCAUGCCUGAAGAGGAAGAGGAAGAGGGGGAGGGCAGGCAAUAUUCAAUACAUCCAAAAACGGAUGACAUGUCUGCUCGAAAGCUGGGAAAAGUACACCCUCCACAGGCUGUGCUGCCAAGUCCUUUCGUUCCCACUUCUUGUAGCGAACAGGACCUAAAGAAAUGGGAAGCAAUCCGGGAAGGCAGUAGACUGAGAUACAAGAAAAGGAAGAUGGUUGAGAGACUGCUGCAAAGGUGUUCUAGUGCUGAUGGGAGUAAAUCUAUGAGUGAUGUAAGCGAAGAAGCAGUUGCAAACCGCCAGAUUAGAUUUGAAGAAUUACAAAAAAUCAAAUCUCAGUUACAAGAGCAGGACCAGCAGUGGCAGAAUGAUCUGACAAAGUGGAAGAAUCGUCGUAAAAGCUUCACUUCUGACCUUGUAAAGAAGAAAGAAGAGAGAGAGCAGAUAGACCAGACAGUCGGGAGAAGAGUAAAGACCUUUAAAGAAAUGCAGGAGGAAAGGCAGGACAGAGAGCAGGGGAUUCAGAGCACUGAGCUGCGUGCACCAAGCAACAGGAGCUUGUACGCCUCCAAUGAAGAAGUGUUUACUGAUGAAAAGCCCAUGUCGAAAACCCUGCGUGAAAGAAGUUACACGGUCGAAGUGGAUACUCCGUACAGUUCCCAGAACAGUGAGGUGACCCGUUCUACCCCUGCUUAUAAUCCACAAAAGGACGACGCUACUAUCACAGCCACCACCUCCACAAGCAAGGCAGCCCAGUCCAACAGCAGUGUCAGUGAAGCAGCUGGAUCCCAGCGCACGUCUCAAAGCCCGUCAGAAGAACAGAGCUCUGUUUCUUUGUAUGCACACAAUUCAAUGGAUACCAGACCGGGGGUAGCUCGGGUUUCGGCUUCUCUCCCCAGAAGCUACCAGAGACCCGAUAGUACUCGACUGACCUCCAUCGUUGCACCGAGACCUUUCGGGACCCAAUCGAACAGAGUUUCUUCUCUUCCCAGAGCUGUUGCAAUGGAUAGUGCACAUAGCCAGUACAAUGGGGACCUGGACAGUGCUUCUCAGAAGACUUACAGCACCAGCAGAUACAGCCAGGUCAUGAAGAUGGAAGAUGAUGGGCCCUCCCAGUCUAGCUCUGUGCUGAGCAGCACCGAGGAGGGGAGGACUCCAUCUCCAAAACCAGCACCUUCUGCACAGCCUCGAGACGAGCUGACAAGCAGCCAUGUCAUUGAAUCAAAUCCUGAUCAUCCCUCCAGCUCUGCAAAAACCCAGUAUGUCGCAAGCACCAGCACAAGCACAAUAAAGGUGCCAGAAGCGAAGGUCACCACACAGGAGCAGUACAGCGAUAUGAGAAUCAGUCUGAACCAGAAAUCAAACAGCGGUCGGGACUUUGGCUUCAUUCCCACCUGGAGCAAUGCUGGUGUCUUUGUGAAGUCCAUUGAGCCAGGCAGCCCAUCUGAACUCUGCCAGAUGCAGGUCAAUGAUGAAAUCCUCACAGUAAAUGGCCUGAAAGUGUCUGACAUGGACUUCAGUCAGUGGAAAGAAAACAUGGACACAUCUGUGAAACAUGGAACCCUUGUGAUGGACAUCCGCAGAUAUGGCAAGAAUAACUGGGGCAGAGACCUACCUUCCCUACCAUAUAAAAGCCAUAAAACCAUCAAUAUGACCAGUAUGGAUACAACACUUGUAGGUUCAGCUGAAAAGGUAAUCCACGCCAACUCCAGAGAUUAUACUGCUUAUGAACCUUCAGAGAAGACCAUGAAACCUGACGUCAACAGACAGCCUGUAAAUGAUGCUGGAUCUAAAGACAUGAAUGGAGGAUUCCGUGAAGAAUCGGUAACGAUGAGACAUAAAGAAUCUGAGCCAAUUUCUUUGAAAAACUUACAAAGGCGAUCACAGUUUUUUGAACAAGGAGGCUCUGAGUCUGCCAUAUCUGAUUUGCAGGUCCCUUCCAUCAGCACAUCAUCUAGCCGCUGGGCCUGGGACCCUGAGGAAGAGAGAAAACGACAGGAGAAGUGGCAGAAGGAACAGGACCGUUUGCUGCAGGAGAAGUACAAACAAGAGCAAGAGAAACUAAAUGAAGAGUGGAUGCGGGCACAGCAAGAAGCUGAAAAAGAAGGCUCCAAGUACUAUGAAGAGGAGUGCAAGAUACUGAAAGUGAAUACCCCCAUCUCUUCCUCUUGGGAUGACCAAAGAGAAGAGGUGCAGCACCUCCAGGAGCAAGAGAGAGCAAGACGACAGCAUGAGGAAGAGGAGCAGGAGAGGAGACGCCAAGAGGAAGAGCAGCACCAACAGCGUUUGGAGGAGAAGAGGAGACGUGAAGAAGCAGAGGCGCAACGGCAGCAAGCAGAGCUGCGGAGACAGAGGGAUGAAGAACAGAGGCGCCAGGAGCGGGAGAGGAGGCAGAAAGAGGAAGAGCAGACACGCAGGGAGGAGCUCAGACGAAAGCAAGAGGAGGAGAAGGAAGAGAGGCAGCGGCAAGCAGCAGCGGCAGCUGAGAAACAUCGGCGAGAGAUGGAGAGAGCCAGGCAGGAACAGGAACAGCAGCAGCAGUGGCUUGGUGAAUCCUAUGAAUUUUCUAAAAUCCUUCCUGAUGCAUCAGAGUUUGCUGUUUCGGAGAGGGCCAAAUCGAAAUCCACUUCAGAGCUUGAUGAUGUACAUUCUGAUACCCAGGUAUAUGGCAGACCUGGUGGCAUGGCCCAGUGGCUGCAGGAGGAGGAAGUGAAGCGAAGGCAAAGUGCAAAGGUCCAAAGGAUGGUGGCAGCAUCAGAACUGGAAACUGAGAGACAGCAAAUACUUUAUCAGAUGAAAUAUGCUGACCCUGGGAGAGCCAGCAACAAGUUUGCAGAAGGCUCCUGGACGAAGGAUCAGUCUGUUUCUUAUGCAGAGCAGGAAAGACAAAGGAUCCUUGAUGAGAUGAAAAAGAAGAACCAACUUUUGACUGACAACAGCUGGAUAAGACAGCGCAGCGCCAGCGUUAAUAGAGAACCUGCCAGUCUGACUGGAACAAUGAGGAGAGGUGAGUCUCUCGACAAUCUUGAUUCUCCUCGAUCAAACUCCUUGAAGCAGCCUCCGUGGGUAACCAAUUAUACUGCCUCCUCCACCUCCUCGGUGCAGGACUCCAGUCGAUAUCAUCCUGUGGUGCCCCCCUCCAACCGGUCCUUCAUACACACGCCUUCCACCACCUUACCUGCCUCCUUAUCCACUGGCUCAAUGAAGACAGGCUCCUGGGGGCAGACUUCGUCUGUGUCUCCAACUCCAUCUGAGUCCAUCUCAAACACUCCACGCACCCCUUCACAACGCAGCAGGUCAAUCAGUGGGAAGAAGAUCUGUACGUACUGUGAUACACCUUUGGGCAAAGGAGCUGCUAUGAUCAUCGAGUCUCUGGGUCUGUUUUAUCAUUUGAAUUGUUUUAAGUGUAUCGCCUGUCACUCUGAACUCGGGGGCUCAGAAUCUGGAGCUGAAGUCAGAAUUCGAAACAGUCAGCUCCACUGCAACAGCUGCUAUGUCAAGUUUAAAACUGGACAGCCCACUAAUAUGUGACACGAGUUUGAAGACAAGUGAUUCACUGGGUCAGAUUGAGGAAGAAAUCUCCUAGAACAACACAGAUCUAUGAAAAAGGAUUUCUAAAAAUAGAUCAUAAUGGUUUCCAGAAAAUAUCUUUUUUUUUUUUUCUGUAGCAAAUUAACGUAUAAUUCUGUAUUGUAAUGUUUAUUGCAAGAGGGUGAGCUUAAUAGGGUGAUGUGUUUAUACCAGAAUACCUUUCAUUGCAUUGGGCAUGUACAGAGUAUAGGAGGCAUGCAUAUAUAUUAUAGAACUUUUACUAGAAAUGAUUUAUAAAAAAACACAUUUAUCAUUCUGGCUAGUUACAGGUAGUUUGAAAGAUUUCAGAGCAGCGUUCUUUAAUAGCUUAUAGAAAUAGAUUUGCAACAUGCUGUCUUAUUGCUUAAGUUUUCAGUGACAUCACCUUGUAAUAUCACCUCAUAUUUGGUUGCUAUCUGAAAUAUUUCCUAUGGUGUGUCAAUGUGCCUUUUGAAUUGAUUUUCUUUUUGUUCAGUAAAGCUGAAGAACGUUUAGAAUAUGCAAUGACAUUAAGUAUUUAAAAUAUUGGCAUGAAUGGUUAGAAAGUAAAUGUGAGAAUUGUUCUGUUUUUCAUUGAGGAAAUGAAUUUGAUGUAUUUUGCAAAAAUAGAGAUUUUGCCAGUAAAAAAAAAUAUAUAUAUUGUUCUCAACAUAACUGGAUUCUAAGCACAUUGUUCUGUCUUCAAUGAUGUUUGUAAAUAAAAUGACCAAAUCUGCAAAUAUA
Acipenser ruthenus (sterlet) is the source of this 6678-nucleotide messenger RNA. RefSeq names its product LIM domain only protein 7-like. Bases 187 to 5916 code for a protein of 1909 amino acids. Gene Ontology annotation, biological process: regulation of cell adhesion; regulation of signaling. The transcript has 35 exons. NCBI's taxonomy places the organism in Eukaryota, Metazoa, Chordata, Actinopteri, Acipenseriformes, Acipenseridae. The record is from RefSeq and is a predicted model, not a curated record. Gene Ontology annotation, molecular function: protein binding.